Messenger RNA from Salmo salar (Atlantic salmon), 2907 nucleotides. NCBI's taxonomy places the organism in Eukaryota, Metazoa, Chordata, Actinopteri, Salmoniformes, Salmonidae. The record is from RefSeq and is a predicted model, not a curated record.
AAAUAUAUUUACGUUUGAAGCAUACCGUGUGAACUUUGAGGACGUUGAUUGAACAUUGCAAUGCAAAUUACUGUAACAUAAGUGUUUAAGUUAGACAUAGUGCCAAGAACAUGACCGAUACCGUCGCCUUUCAUGCUCAGCUAGCCUCCAUCAUUGAGGUUUUGGCGAAUGCAGCCGUUGACGAAAUCUGCAAACUUGUAGAUGACGGCCAUGCUGCUUUACGUUUGGAAAUUUCACAUAGUCAGAAGGAAAUCGAUAACCUGCGGAGGAAGCUGCUUUUGACAAAAUUCCAGAAUUCUCAACGGAGCACAGAGAAAUUCGGAGCCCUGCGACGCACAGUUCAAAGGCGCGACACCAAUCGUGUUGCCCGGGCAAGAGAGAGCUUAGUAGUGGAGAAUUGUUUUACCGACAGUGAAAGGGGCAACAUAACGCAGGAUGUCACCAACUGGAGAGAUUCAGGACGCACAGCAACAGACCAGGAUGGGAGCAUGCAGAUGGCAGAUAUGCAAGAGGCACCUCUUAUCAAAAUGGAGAACCUUGACACCAGUGCAACAGAAGAGAUUGUCAGUGAGAGCAGUGAGAAGAUUGUGGCAGAACCAGGUUCUUCAUCAUCUACUGAAACCACAGACCUUCUGGACCAGCAGGGCAACAGACACAAAGCUCCAGACACCUCACUCAAUAUAGAACCUGAAAACCAGAUGUUCCAGCAUCCAGCAUCACAAUACAGCAGAGCAAGACAGGACCAUCAGGUUGCUGAGGGUGUGACCUGGGAAACUGACCAUCAACCCAUAUCAUACAGCCUGUCUCAAUGGACAGAGAACCAAGAGACUGACAACCAAACUGUGAAUGCUCCUCACAAUGCAGGGCCAGACUCCAAGAGGCUGUCUGGACAUCCAGAGAGGAGAGGGGUGUCUGGUAACUCUGGGGUCUACAUGUCUGCUUUGGGCUCUCUGGACUGGGUGUCUGAUGUGGUGAUGGUGGACUCAGUUCCCAUUAAAGUGGAGGCAGAUAUGAGUUCAGAAUGGAGCAUAACUGGCCAAGAGGCGACAUCUGGAGAUGUCUGUUCAGACAGCAGGCAGCUUGUGGACAACAGAGGAAGAGGGGGAAUGGAAUCUGGACAGACAAAGUGUCCCCCUGACACUCAACAUGCAGAGCAAGGGAGAACUGUAGGAUCAAGGUCCAAGAUGCCAGAUUUCAAUGGACUGUCCAACCGAAACAGCUUUUCAUCCCCAAGGGUUACUCUCCACCAGGUUCCCCAAAGAGGGAAGCAAGCUCCCUUCCUGAAUUUCAACAGAGGCUCCACUUCUUCAUCGAAAGGCAUAGAAAAGCAGCCACAACAGCUAACGUCUCACUCCACCAAGAGGCAGCUCCGGUGCAGCCUCUGCGGAAAGCCCUUUCCUCAGCCGGCGCACCUGCGGAGGCACAUGCGGGUCCAUACAGGGGAGAAACCGUACGGCUGCAGCCACUGCACCAAGCGCUUCUCCCACAGCCACCAGCUGAAGAUGCAUGAGAGGGUGCACACCGGAGAGAAACCGUUUCAUUGCAUCUACUGCGGGAAAUGCUUCACCCAGUCCGGCCACAUGAAGAAGCAUAUCCUUGUCCACACUGGCGGCAGGCCACUGGACGUUGUACUGCCUUGAGUGUUCCAGGGAAAAGUUCAGACUAGAUACAGAUCUAGGAUCAGCUUCCUCUCCCCUAAUCCUAACCUUUACCACUUGUGGACAAAAAUGCUAAACUUACCCAACACGUUUCACGGACACCAACACAGUCCUGGCACUGUAAAUGGACCUGGCGACCUAGCUGGUGCAAGUAGAGAGAGUGCUGACUGGAAUGAAUCCCCAGAGGUACCAUGGUCUGGGGAAACAUCAUCUGUGGUGAUGAUGGAGUUGGUGUCGUGCAAAUUCACGCAGUCGUGGCUGAACAGGGAGCACAGCAGAGGGCUCAGGACACACCCCUGGGGGGCCCCUGUGUUAAGAGUGAGUGUGGAGGAGGUGUUGUUGCCAAUCCUCACACCUUGUGGUCUGCCCGUCAGGAAGUCCAGGAUCCAGUUGCAGAGGGUGGUGUCCAGACCCAGGGCUCUGAGCUCUGAGCUUAGUGUCAAGCUUAGAGAGAAAAAUAGUGUUUAAUGCUAAACUGUUGUCAAUAAACAGCAUUCUCACAUAAGUGUUCCUCUUGUCCAGAUGUGUUAGGGCUGUGUGAAUAGCGAUGGAAAUGGCAUCUUCCGCGGAUCUGUUGGAGCGGUAGGCAAAUUGGAGUGGGUGCCGUGUGCCUGUGAUUCAGCUCAUACCGAGACUAGAACUCAGGACCUCUGCCUCGACAACACACGUGACCGCCCUCCUGAAGGGUUACAGCUCACGCGCUAUUGAAAAAGGCCUUCUAUUGCGCAAGGACGACGCUUCGGGCUGCUGAAUAGGUUUCACAGAUCCUCAUCUGCUACAUUCACCACGUAAACUCGCUCCACAGUGCCCCCAGUGAUUGAACCAGCACAACUGUAGAGCCCAGUGGCACUGUUGUGAAGGACCUCACGCUGCUUGUGUAACAGUGUAGGUUCCGUCCCUCUCUUCGCCCCAACCUGGGCUCGAACCAGGGACCCUUGCACACAUCAACAACUGACACCCCACGAAGCAUCGUUACCCAUCCCGCCACAAAAGCCACAGCCCUUGCAACGCAAGGGGAAACCCUACUUCAAGUCUCAGAGCAAGUGACGUCACUGAUUGAAAUGCUAUUAGCGCGCACCACCGCUAACUAACUAGCCAUUUCACAUCGGUUACACUUGCUUAGCGAGUACCGCUUCCCCCGAUUCAGCUCAUAUGGAGACUCAACCUCAGGACUUCUGCCUCAAACACACGUGACCACCCACCUGGAGCAUUCCAACCACCGUGCUAUUAAAAAAUGCCUGUAAUUGUG